Messenger RNA from Maudiozyma saulgeensis, 1272 nucleotides. NCBI's taxonomy places the organism in Eukaryota, Fungi, Ascomycota, Saccharomycetes, Saccharomycetales, Saccharomycetaceae. The record is from the annotation of a GenBank genome assembly.
AUGGAUAAUUCAUAUAAUUAUGUUCAACCACUGGCCUUAGGUAAAAGGAAAAACAGUAAUAAUAACAGUACAACGAAUACAUCUAACCCAAAAGCUAUGAAUCCAUUUAAGAGUGAUAACCAGAAUGUAAAUCAAGCGAUUAAUACUAACAAGAGGAGGAAAUCAUCUCCAUUUCAACGGCCUCUUCCUAUCACUUCAAAUUCUAAUAAGUGGGAUUUAAAUACUAUGGGGACAUCUGAUAGUGAGGAAAAACGCAAGAAAAGAGCUGAAAGAUUUAAUUCAAGUAAUGUAAAACGUUCGGAAGGAAGUCAAGGGAAUGACCCUAAUAACAUUCACAUUAAAAAUUCAUUCGACCCACUAAACGAUAUGGAAGAUUUUUCAAAUUUGAAUGCAAUCGCAACCAAAUCUCAUGCCUAUGAUAAAAAUAAACAUAUCAUUGGGACUUGUACAACAAUAGAAAAAUCAUACCUCAGAUUAACUUCAGAACCAAACCCUAAACUUGUGAGACCAUUACGUAUUUUACAAGAGGCAUAUACAAUUCUGAUGAAAAAACAUAAAAAUCACAGUGUGACUUAUACAUACUUAUGUGAUCAAUUUAAAGCGAUUAGACAAGACUUAAGAGUACAAAUGAUUGAAAAUAAGUUUACUGUUUUGGUAUAUGAAACACAUGCAAGACUGGCUCUUGAAAAUGGGGACUUAGGGGAAUAUAAUCAAUGCCAAAGUAGAUUACUCAUCUUAUAUGAGGACAAAUCAUUGAAAAAUGCCAACAAUAAUUUUGCUGAAUUUAUUAGUUAUUUGAUACUUUAUUAUAUUUUAACAGAUGAUAACAGUGCAAUUAUGGCUCUACGGUUGAAAUUAAUUCAACAAAAUCCAGGUACUUUUAAGAGCAAGAUAGUUCAAAAAUCUUUUUGUCUGGCUGAUGCAAAACUAAAGGGUAAUUAUCACAUUUUUAUGAAAACCUGUGAUACAAUCACUACACUUGGGAAGCACUUGAUAAAUGCUUUUAUUGAAAAGGAGAUAUUAAGGUCCUUGAACACGAUAUGCAGUAGUUACAACCAAAUAGGUUUAGACUUCCUGAAAGAAGAAUUUCAUUUUCCAAACAUAAAUACUGUCGAUUUCUUUCUCCGAAAGAAAGGUUUUGGUGAUUUCAUAAAGAUAAAAAAUCAAGGCAAGCCAAAUGAAUUCUCCUAUCUAGAUACGAAGGCAUCGAAAGCACUUGCAUCUGCACUUUAUCAAAAUUCAAGAAAAAUAGACCUUAAAGGCCAGAAAUAA